AUGGGAAAUUGCAGGUUCAUUCAAAAUCCAUGCUAAUUAUAAAUAUAAGAAACAGAUGAUGAUUUGUAUGAGGUCUUGGCUACAUUAAAAAAUUGUGAUUAAUAAAUUUUCGCCUUCCUUUUUGCAAUGUUGAAAAAAGAACAGAUUCAAGACUCUUCUAAAUUUCUUUUAAUAAACAAGUAAAAGAUAGAGGCAUAAUAUUUAUAACAUACAGAAAAUAUUUAAUAAAUAGAGAAAGAAUGUGGGAGAAAUUAAAUAAGGAAAAUUACUAAUGUUCUUUAAAAAAUAAAAAAUCAUGAUUUUAAUAAAGAAAAUUACUCUGAAGAGGAAUACAAAACAUUGAAAGAUGAUCUGAUCACAAAUAUAUCAAAUAAUAUGAUCAUCAUUGAAUUUCUAAAAUUUUUAGUCCAUCUUACUGCCUUAGAUGAGAGGUACAUUAAGUGCGGAUCAAAUUCUCUUCAUUUAUUAGUUAAAAUGAAAGUUGAUUUGAAGGAAUCAUCUUUUAAGAAUAUAAGAAUUAGAAAUACUUCCUUAAUUGGAGCUAAAUUGGUAAGCUGCAACUUAAGUGGAUCUGAAUUUGAUAAUGUCAUUAUUAGUGGAGUUAAUUUGAAUUAAGCCUAAUUAUUUAAUUGUAAGUGGAGGGGCUUAAGCAUAAAUGAGGGAAUUAAGUUGAAUUGUCAUAGCUAUAAGGUCAUGUAAGUUUGCUUUUCUCCAGAUAGCUAGCUAUUAGCUUCUUGCAGCGAAAAUAUAUCCAUUCAUUUUUUGAAUGUGAAAACAAGGAAAAUAAAGUACAUAAUCAGAGGAGAGAGAGAACUAUCAUCAUUAAGCUUCUCACCUAAUAAUACUAUAUUAGCUUUUAGUUCCGGAAUAUUUGUGUAUUUAUGGAAUAUGAAUACAGGAAAAUAAAUAUCUAAAUUAAUUGGUCAUUCUAGUUAUGUUUCUUCAGUCAAUUUCUCUCCUGAUGGUACUAAAUUAGCAUCUGGUAGUUAGGAUUAGUCGAUCCAUUUAUGGGAUGUUAAGACAAGAGAAUAAUAAGCCAAAUUAGAUGGUCAUUAAAGGGAAGUUAAUUCAAUUUGUUACUCUCCUGAUGGUACUACAUUAGCAUCUGGUAGUAAGGAUUGGUCUAUACGUUUAUGGGAUGUUAAGACAGGAUAAUCAAAAGCAAAAUUAGAUGGUCAUUCAUCAGCAGUUGAUUCAAUUUGUUACUCUCCUGAUGGUACUACAUUAGCAUCUGGUAGUCUCGAUUGGUCGAUCCGUUUAUGGGAUGUUAAGACAGGAUUAUAAAAAGCAAAAUUAGAUGGUCAUGAAAAGGGAAUCAUAUCAGUCAAUUUCUCUCCUGAAGGUACGACAUUAGCAUCUGGUAGUUUUGAUAAGUCGAUCCGUUUAUGGGAUGUUAGGACAGGAUAAUAAAAAGCCUAAUUAGAUGGUCAUUUAGGAUCUGUAUGGUCAGUCAAUUUCUCUCCUGAUGGUACUAAAUUAGCAUCUGGUAGUUAUGAUAAGUCGAUCCGUUUAUGGGAUGUUAAGACAGUAUAAUAAAAAGCUGAAGUAGAUGGUCAUUCAGGAGCAGUAUGGUCAGUCGAUUUCUCUCCUGAUGGUACUAUAUUAGCAUCUGGUAGUUAUGAUAAGUCUAUCCGUUUAUGGGAUGUUAAAACAGGAUAAUAAAAAACCAAAUUAGAUGGACAUUCUGAAACUGUUUAUUCAGUUAAUUUUUCUCCUGAUGGUACUACAAUAGCAUCUGGAAGUUAUGAUUAGUCUAUCCGCUUAUGGGAUGUUAAGACAGGAUCAUAAAAAGCCAAAUUAGAUGGUCAUGAAAAUGGAAUCAUAUCAGUCAAUUUCUCUCCUGAAGGUACGACAUUAGCAUCUGGUAGUUUUGAUAAGUCGAUCCGUUUAUGGGAUGUUAGGACAGGAUAAUAAAAAGCCUAAUUAGAUGGUCAUUUAGGAGCUGUAUGGUCAGUCAAUUUCUCUCCUGAUGGUACUUUAUUAGCAUCUGGUAGUUAUGAUAAGUCUAUCCGUUUAUGGGAUGUUAAAACAGGAUAUUAAAAAGUCAAAAUAGAUGGUCAUUCAGAAGCUGUAUAGUCAGUCAAUUUCUCUCCUGAUGGUGCUACAUUAGCAUCUGGUAGUUCAGAUAACUCUAUCAAAUUAUGGAAUGUCAAGACAGGAUACGAGAAAGCCAGAUUUAUCGGUCAUUCAGAUUACGUCAUGUCAGUCAAGUUCUCUUCUGAUGGCACUACAUUAGCAUCUGGUAGUUAUGAUUAAUCUAUCCGUUUAUGGGAUGUUAAGACAGGAGUAUAAAAAACAUAAUUAGAAAGCCAUUCAGGUUAUGUUUAUUCAGUCAAUUUCUCUCCUGAUGGUACUACAUUAGCAUCUGGUAGUCACGAUUAGUCUAUCCGUUUAUGGGGUGUUAGGAAAGGAUAAAAAAAGGCCUUAUUCGAUGGUCAUUAAUCAGGUGUUUUUUCAGUCAAUUUCUCUCCUGAUGGUGGUACAUUAGCAUCUGGUAGUACAGAUAUAUCUAUCAGAUUAUGGAAUGUCAAGACAGGAUAAUAAAAAGCAAAAUUAUCUGGUCAUUCUAGUUAUGUUUCUUCAGUCAAUUUCUCUCCUGAUGGUACUAUAUUAGCAUCUGGUAGUUAUGAUUAGUCUAUAUGUUUAUGGGAUGUUAAGACAGAAUAAUAAAAGGCCAAAUUAUAUGGUCAUUCAUCAGUUGUUACUUCGGUCAAUUUCUCUUUUGAUGGUACUACAUUGGCAUCUGGUAGUUAUGAUUAGUCUAUACGAUUUUGGGAUGUUAAGACAGGAAAAUAAAAAGCAAAAUUAGAAGGUCAUGAAAAUGGAAUAUUAUCUGUCAAUUUCUCUCCGGAUGGUGCUACAUUAGCAUCUGGUAGUUAUGAUUAGUCUAUACGUUUAUGGGAUGUUAAAACAGGAUAAUAAAAAACCAAAUUAGAUGGACAUUCUGAAACUGUUUAUUCAGUUAAUUUUUCUCCUGAUGGUACUACAAUAGCAUCUGGAAGUUAUGAUUAGUCUAUCCGCUUAUGGGAUGUUAAGACAGGAUCAUAAAAAGCCAAAUUAGAUGGUCAUGAAAAUGGAAUCAUAUCAGUCAAUUUCUCUCCUGAAGGUACGACAUUAGCAUCUGGUAGUUUUGAUAAGUCGAUCCGUUUAUGGGAUGUUAGGACAGGAUAAUAAAAAGCCUAAUUAGAUGGUCAUUUAGGAGCUGUAUGGUCAGUCAAUUUCUCUCCUGAUGGUACUUUAUUAGCAUCUGGUAGUUAUGAUAAGUCUAUCCGUUUAUGGGAUGUUAAAACAGGAUAUUAAAAAGUCAAAAUAGAUGGUCAUUCAGAAGCUGUAUAGUCAGUCAAUUUCUCUCCUGAUGGUGCUACAUUAGCAUCUGGUAGUUCAGAUAACUCUAUCAAAUUAUGGAAUGUCAAGACAGGAUACGAGAAAGCCAGAUUUAUCGGUCAUUCAGAUUACGUCAUGUCAGUCAAGUUCUCUUCUGAUGGCACUACAUUAGCAUCUGGUAGUUAUGAUUAAUCUAUCCGUUUAUGGGAUGUUAAGACAGGAGUAUAAAAAACAUAAUUAGAAAGCCAUUCAGGUUAUGUUUAUUCAGUCAAUUUCUCUCCUGAUGGUACUACAUUAGCAUCUGGUAGUCACGAUUAGUCUAUCCGUUUAUGGGGUGUUAGGAAAGGAUAAAAAAAGGCCUUAUUCGAUGGUCAUUAAUCAGGUGUUUUUUCAGUCAAUUUCUCUCCUGAUGGUGGUACAUUAGCAUCUGGUAGUACAGAUAUAUCUAUCAGAUUAUGGAAUGUCAAGACAGGAUAAUAAAAAGCAAAAUUAUCUGGUCAUUCUAGUUAUGUUUCUUCAGUCAAUUUCUCUCCUGAUGGUACUAUAUUAGCAUCUGGUAGUUAUGAUUAGUCUAUAUGUUUAUGGGAUGUUAAGACAGAAUAAUAAAAGGCCAAAUUAUAUGGUCAUUCAUCAGUUGUUACUUCGGUCAAUUUCUCUUUUGAUGGUACUACAUUGGCAUCUGGUAGUUAUGAUUAGUCUAUACGAUUUUGGGAUGUUAAGACAGGAAAAUAAAAAGCAAAAUUAGAAGGUCAUGAAAAUGGAAUAUUAUCUGUCAAUUUCUCUCCGGAUGGUGCUACAUUAGCAUCUGGUAGUUAUGAUUAGUCUAUACGUUUAUGGGAUGUUAAAACAGGAUAAUAAAAAACCAAAUUAGAUGGUCAUUUAGGAGCUGUAUGGUCAGUCAAUUUCUCUCCUGAUGGUACUAUAUUAGCUUCUGGUAGUUAUGAUAAGUCUAUCCGUUUAUGGGAUGUUAAGACUGGAUAAUAAAAAGCAUAAUUAGAUGGUCAUUAAAGUUAUGUUUUUACAGUUAAUUUCUCUCCUGAUGGUACUACGUUAGCAUCUGGUAGUUUUGAUAAGUCUAUCCGUUUAUGGGAUGUUAGGACAGGAUAAUAAAAAACACAAUUUGAUAAUUAUUCAGGUUACGUUUAUUAAGUCAAUUUCUCUCCUGAUGGUAUUACAUUAGCAUCUGGUGGUUAUGGGGAGUCUAUCAGUUUAUGGGAUGUUUUAAUUGGAUCAUCAAUCUUAUCUUCAGAAAAUCGUUAAAAAGACAUUCUUACAUAUUUUUAACCUCUCAUAAACAGUACCAUUGAGAAUGGUAUUUAUUCAUUAUAAUUAAGCUUCCUCUUUUAAUACUCUCCUUCUGAUCUCAAAGUAGCUAGUAUUAUAAACGUAAGGAGCUCUUAUUUUUAAAGCAGAAUUUGUAACUUAACAAAGAGUUGAUCUAAAAUCAUUAUUCAUAUCCAAAGGAAGUUAUAUUUUAGAAAACCUAUUUAGGUUAUAAAGACAAUGA
Molecule: messenger RNA, 4831 nt
Organism: Paramecium octaurelia
Lineage: Eukaryota; Ciliophora; Oligohymenophorea; Peniculida; Parameciidae
Source: the annotation of a GenBank genome assembly